AUGUUCGGUCUCCUCGGCUUCCUGAUCAAUGAUGUGGGCGCUGCGGAGCCCGCAGGCCUCAGGUCCAUGACCCCGCUGCGCGGCCAGCGCAUCGGCGAGUCGCGGCUGCCGGCGCCCUGGGGCCAGCAGCACGACCAGGGCGUGCAGGGCCUGCCCGCGGCGGAGCUGGCCCAGCAGAGCACGUCCAAGGUUCCACCGUUCUGGGCGCCGUACCUCGAGCAGCGUGGCUAUCCGUUCCGGCUGUGGGUCCAGGACGUGACGCUGUGGUGCGCGGCGACGGAGCUGCAGCCGCAGCAACGAGGCCCUGCGAUCGUGCAGCGGCUCGGCGGCACGGCCCGGUACCUCUGCCGCGAGGUGCCGCUCGAAGCCAUCGCGAUGGGCCGGUUCGACCAGUUGGGCAACCAGAUCGAAGACGGAGUGCAGAUGCUGAUCGCGGGCCUGCGACGGCGCUUCGGUCCGCUGGAUGUCCUGACGUUCAUCAGCACGAUCGUCGAGCUGCUCAACUUCCGCAGGCAGGAGCGGGAGAGCGUCGACGACGCGAUCACUCGCCUCGAGGCGCUGCGCGCACGCGUGGCGCAGCUGGACGACCCGUUCGCGAUGCCGACGCCGGUGCUCGCCCUGCCCUUCCUGGAGGCCGUGCACGUGCCCAAGGCGGUGUACCCCCUGGUGCUACAGGGCAACAACGGCCAGCUGCCCACGACGAUUGACCAGCUGAACGCGUUGAUCGGAAUGGUGCGGCAGCAGGGCCACUUCGCAGAACACACGCAUGCCGGGCCACAGAACCUGACCGAGGGCUACCGCGGCAAGGGUAAUCAUGGUCAGCACUGGUUUACUGAUGAGAGCACAGGCGGCGCAUCUACUUGGAAGGACACGGCCGCCUACAUGUACGGGCAGAAUGCAGACCGUGCGUCUAGGAGCGCCAGCCCGUCAUCGCAGCACUACGUGGUCCGAGACGACGAGGGCUACGAGUGCGGCGCUGUGUGCUCAAGCUAUUUGUACGAGGACGAGCCUGGCGACGAGGACUCGAUGACUGACGACGACGACCUGGACGUUUCCGAGUUCACACAGGAGGAGCUCCAGGAGUACUACGGCGACGCCGAGCGCUGGGACUACGACACCUUGCUGCACGAGUAUCUGUUCGCCAAGCGCAGGUUCCGCCACAUCGUCCAGCGCAACAGCCGCCGUGCACGCUUCCCUCGCAGCAGCUGGUCCCUGCGCGUGAGCAGCGGCAGGGGCGACCCCAGGAAGGGCGGCAGCAGCUUUGGACGAGGGCGGGGACAUGGCAAGGGCUAUCACUGCGGAGGAUCGGCGGUGACCCCUGGAUCGCUGGCGGGCGGCAAGGGCAAGAGGAACAGAGGAGGGGAGCAUUUCAUGUCAGGCACGCCCGGCGCCGCCAAUCCCCGAGGAAGUGACGGCCGCGCUAUGCAGCGCCACGAAUACGGCUCGGAGACCCACCUCGUGGCGGCUUGCCCCAAGCGCAAGGGCAAGAGCAAGGGCAAGCACCUCAUGUCCUGCAACACCGGCAGCUCAGGGACGGGGCCGCAGCAGUCUGGCACUGCCGCCUCUGACGCGAUGAUGUCCGCGUACGCGCCCGCGCCAGCGCAGCCGCGGACUGGAGCCCUGUCUGGAGUACUGCAUUGGUUCACUGAGGACGUGCGGACGCCCAGCCUGCAGAUCGACGACCUCGACGAGGUCAGCAUCCGCGGGGCCCUGGACUGGGAGACCCUCGACAUGCGCGACAACAUCGCCGAGCACGACAUGUUGUCGGAUAUCCAGGCCAGCGUGGAGGACACUUUCGUGGAGGAGCGGCCUGCAACCGGCCAGAGCCUGAUCCCGGGCGGGGUUGCUCCUAGAGCCCUCCCGGUGCCUGGGCGACCGGCGUCUACGACAGCCGCGAGCGCCAGCCCAGAAUGGUCCCCAUGGUGGCGAGUUGACCAGCUCGAGGACGCCAGUGGGGAGAACUACCUGGUACGUGCCCGUAUGCAGAACCGGAGCGGCGAGGCCUUGCUGGUGGACCCGGGGGCCCAGGUAACCUUACUGGCGACGAGUGGGGCAACAGGAUGGCCGAGAGACAGCCGCGAGCAGGAAUUCCACCGCCAGUUCGCACGCCCCUCGACAAGGUUCUUGAGGUUGGCCGCGCGGGCUCGGGAUCCCAGCAGGCAACGCACUCUCAUCGCUAUCAAGUGGCACUGCAGGGAGGCAGGAGGGCAGGACGCGACUUACGAGGCGCCGGUGCUCCCGAACAGCAGCGCGCCGGCACUACUUGGGCGGGAGGCGCUGCGGGACCAGCGCAUACUGCUUGAUUGCUUCAAUAAUCGGAUGUACCGCAUAGGCCCGGGCGGCAACUCCCUGCAGCUGAGUCCAGGCUCGGCGCAGUACCACCUGGAGGAGCUCGGGAUCUACGAGAACGAUGGCGUUGGCGACUUCGAUUGCGUCUGGUUCGACAGUCCUGUCAGCAGCUACCUCACCUACUCCUGCAUCUACCAGUACAGCGAGCAAGAAGGCCACGGCUCCGACACCACCACCAGGGAAAUAUGGGGGAGACCGCCGUCGGCAUGGGUGUUCGGCGACUUGCAGAACCUGUGCCAAAACGCGCUGCACGGAUGCGGAUAUGCGGUGGAUCGCGAUUGCGACGUUCACCGAGUCCUCGGGCAGGAGGACCGGUGGGCGGAGCCCCUGCGCCACCAGCAGCCGGAGCACGUCUGGAUCAGCCUGGCUCAGCUGGGUGCCGCGCGAGGCACCCGCAACGACAAGCGUGCCAAGCGCUUCGAGUGCAGGAUCGCGCGAGCCCAGCUGGAAAGACACCGCUGCUGCGUCGUCGAGGCGGACGAGGGCAGCGCGGCGUGGGGCAUGCCCGACAUUCUUGAGCUGAUUGACUACAGACGGUGGUGCACAGGCCGAGUUUCGUUCGCCGACGACGUCGACGACACCGGUUGCAAGGUGAGCGCCUUGACCGCAAGCUCCCCCAUCGAUCAGAGGACGCGCGACAAGGCGCGCAAGGCAGCAGACCCAGAGCGCAAGGCGAAGAAGAGGCCGCAGACGGUGGAGCAGGUCUUCGACGAUUGCGGCUCCGACUUCGCGCAGCUCCACGUGGCAAACGAGUAUGAGCUGGAUGAGGUCUGCUACGGGGUCGAGCUCAGGGAAGACCAGCACGUCGAUGAGCAGCCGUGCGUCAUGAUGUCCGAGUUCUUUGGCAUGGCCGGCUCGGAGGCGCACCUGAGCCAGGGGUUUUCGGCGCUCAACAGGGUCAACAACUACAGUGGCUGGCUUCGCAGUCGUAGGACAUCCGCGGGGUUGGCUCGCAUCGCCGCGGCAGCGGCGUGCACGCAGAUGGACGCCGGCCGCCACUCUGUUUCGGAGCAGCCACUGGGCAGUGACUUUUACAAGCUCGACGAUUGGCGAUACAUCGCCAACGACUAUGCGGUGGCGUGGUGCCAAGUCGACCAGUGCAUGGCCGGCAAGAUCGGGAUACGAACGGGACUACCGAUCAAGAAGUCCCCCGAGUUCUGGGCUUCUGACGAGCACCUGAUUGCGGGACUCAGGAAAUUUCGGUGCGACGGCCAGCACGAGCAUGCCCUGCUGGCCCAUGGCGGCCGAGGACCCCACCCGGAGCCGGACAAGUGGCGCCUGGAGAAUCCCAAGGAUGACGCGGAGUGGGGCAUCGGCAUCUGUCGGGAGCUGGCCAUGAGCAUUUCCCACGCGGUGGAGCGCGUGAGGCAGAACGGCGACCUCGAGGAGCUCGAGCAGAUGGUCCGCGACCUCGAUCGCGACUGGCAGCAGCACUGGAUGGAGCAGAGCCGGCCGAGACAUCAGGCGGCGCCUCAGGAUCCGCGGACGCCGUCGGUGAGGCACCCGGCGAGGCGCAACCUGCGGCAGCUCCAGCCGGACGAGCUCAAGGUGUGGAUGCGGGGACGCAGGCUCGAGCCAGUGACGAGCCGGGCUGGGCCGCUUUCGACCUUGGGCAUGCACUGCGGCUGCUUCACAGCCCACAUCAGGAAGUCGUUAGGCGCCAACUUCGACGACUUCAUGUUCGCUUCUGGCACGCUCCAGCUGCGCGCCUCAGAGAGCUACUGGCCGAAGAGCAUGGCGCUCUCGCGGCUCGCGACGGGCUUCACUGUGAUGGUGCAGUGGGGCACCCUCUACAUCGGCGAGCCCAUGGUGGCCCAUAUGAUUGAAGCGACACGCUGGACAGUACUGUACAUCCUGGACCGCAAGACGGCAAUCAUGAUCAUCGCCGGCAUCACCGGCGGCUGGAUACGACCUCAUGGCCCCAUGAAGCUGUUGAUUUCCGACAUCGAGGGCGGUCUCCACGGCGAGGAGGCGCCCCAGUGGCUGGAUCGCUGGGGCAUCGAGAUGAAGGCCAAGGAUGAGGGCUCGCACGCACAGCUGGUGAAACGCCAUCACGACCUGACGCGCAAGUUCAUCCACCGCGCGCGAGGCCAGCUUGCGGAAGAGGGCAUUGUGAUGCCGCUGGAGAUUGUGAUCGCGGAGUGUGCCCUCAUCAAGAAUCUCCUCAUCACCGUGGUCGUCUUCAGUCCCUACCAGGCGGUGCACGGCCGACUUCCACCAUUGCUCGCGGAGUUUGAACCGGUGAGCGAUUGUCAGAUUGACGAUCAGUCGGCUGGCAUCCCAGGCCGAGCAUUUCAAGUACGACCUCAGGACCUUCGACGAAGCCUCGUGUAUUUCGUCAUGUUCACGAACAACAUCUUCUUCGAGGCCGGAUCGCGCGACCCGGUGUCCACCAUCACGAGCUACGCAGACCAGCUGGACAGCAAGGUCGUGCGCGUCGGGUGGCUCUUCGACGCCGGGUGGAAGCGCACCGCGGACAGCGGGAAGCUCAGCGAGUUGGUCUUGGCCGUGCUUCAUGUUGCAGCCAGUGGUUUCUACCUAGUGGGCUGCGUCCGUGCUCGAGUGGGCAAUGGCGUAUCCGUGCUCGAAGGAAUGGUCGGGUGUGACCACAGCUUCCUGUGGUGGUGGCGACGCGGUCAUCCGGAGUUGUCCUGGUACCAUGAAGCGUCGAGAUCCGCCCGACUGAAGUUGGUGCAGAUUUUCGGCAAAGACCACUGGCGGGAUAUUAGCUUUGUGCAGUUCAUCAUGACCGACGACGAGUCUGUUCGAGAACUUCGGCGACAUGAGCCCGAAAUACCACACCUAGGAGAUCCAUGGUUCGGCAAUCUUCCGCACGCGCGGCGAUAUGAGCAGCCAGAACGACCCGAACCUGGACCGUUUCAGGACCCGCCGGGCCUGCAGCAGGAGGACUUCGACGUGCCCUGGCAAGACCGGCCGAUCCCCGACACGAGUAUAUCGAGUGUAUCCAGACAGACGAGUGCAUCGAUGCCGGCGCCCGACACGAGCAUCCAGGCCGACGAGUGCAAUAUCGAAUUCUACGAGGAGUCGGAGCGACCGAAGGCAACCUCGACCACGAGUCAAGCAGAGGAGCUCGAGAAAGAUCGCGAUCGCGGGAUGACCCAGACCGCGACCGUGGAGCUCGGGGCUCAAGUGGGGCAGCAGCGGAAGCUGGAGUACCUGAUCCACUGCAUGAGCCGGUGCUUCCUAUCAAAGGAGUACGCGUUCGCCAGCUGGCAGUGCAUGAAGGAGCAGGCCGCCCUGCCCGCGGUUGACACCGAGUGCACCCAGAACGACUUCUUCGUCGCAGCCCCGGACGCAGAUCACGUGACGGAGGCCGCGGAGGACGACUCUGUGAAUUCCCGACCCGACUGCGUCGAGAUCGGCAUGGGCGCUCCGUUGAUGUACUGGGUGUACCUUGAGGCAGAGCAUGUUCGACGCCCUGGAUCGGGUGAGAUCUACGUUCUUCGCAUCUACAACACGGGCCAGCGCGAGAUCGUUGUCGAACGUGAGAUGAAUGUGCUCACGCUGGGGGAAGCCCGAGCGCACGAAGUGGAAGUGCGACAGGCUAUGAAGGAUGAGCUCCAGCGCUGGGCGGGCUUGAAAGUAUUCCAGCGCUUCCCGAAGGAUCAGGCGGACAACGUCAUCGACUCGCGCUGGGUGCACAAGUGGAAGGAGAUCGACGGCAAGAAGCAGGUGCGCGCGAGACUCACGGUGAGGGGCUUCAAGGACAUGCAGUCCCCGGAGCUAUCAACGUUCGCGGGCACGACGACACGAUGGGGACAACGACUGGUGAAUCAGGUGACGGCACAGCGCAAGUGGCGACUAUUCUCAGCGGACAUUAGCCAAGCGUUCCUGCGCGGCCUCACUUUCGAGCAGGUCGCCGCCAUGGGCGGCGAGGUGAAGCGGAAGGCGCAGUUCACUAUGUCGCCAGGAUCGAUUCCGGUUCUCCGGCAACUGGAAGGCCACGAGGACUACAACCCUGUGACAGAGGUGUUGUUGCUCCUUCGCUGCGGGCCCGGCCUCGCAGACGCGCCGAGGAUGUGGCAGGUCAUGCUGAAGCAGGUGCUGGAGAAGACCGGUGGCAAGGCGCUCAUCAGCGACCCGCAGAUCUACGUGUGCCACGACGCAAAGGGCGAGCUUCAGACCACCUGCGGGAAAAAGGUGCUGAGCAUGAUCGAGGGCGAGUUCGGGAAGAUGAAGCACCAGUACGACCGCUUCGAGUGCAUCGUCACCAUGCACGAGCAGGACCCGGUGACAAAGGCCAUCUGGACGCACCAGCAGCAUUACGUUCAGCAGCUGCGACCACUCCAGGCGGAUCAGUACGCGAUGGAGAACGAAGACGGGCAAGUGAGCGCGGAGAGCCACGCGGCGUAUAUGUCGCUUCUUGGCGGAAUAGCAUGGAUGACGCAGACGAUGGCACCACUUGCAGUAUAUGUAAGCUACCUCCAGCGACAGGCCAAGAAGCCGACCGUCGGAGACCUCAGGAAGAUCAGCCGGCUGCUGACAUGGAUUAUGGCGAACGUGAAGCAGCUCGGGGUUCGGUUCGUUGAGUUGGAGAUGACCCCCUUCCACGCCAUGGAGUUCGAAGGACUGGCGAUCCGAGGCUGCGUGAUCAUGUUGCUGGAGACCAGUGGUGAAGUGCCUCAGACGGGAUCGACUUACCGAAUCGUGAUAGUGGGUUGGUAUAGUCGCAAGCGGAGCAACGUGGUCAUGUCUACGUGCGCGGCGGAGCUGAUGGCGCUGUUCGACGCGCUUGGCACGGGCACUCUCAUGAACGUGGCGCUGACCGAGGUUAGCGAGGGUGUGCACACGGCGAACCAGAUGCGCGUGCGACAGGAGGCUGGCGACCUGAUGUUGAAGACGAUCGCCGCCAUCGACGCGAAGGCAGUGUUUGAUGCCAUCUCCACCGACACCAUCAAGAUCACCACGGACAAGCGGAUGUUCGUGCCGACGCUCGCGGCACGGGAGCAGAUCGACCGACUACAGCUGGCUCAGCUCAGUUGGAUCGACACGAUGGACAUGUUGGCGGACGGGCUGACGAAAGGCGAGAUCGACCAGACUGCACUCGCGAGGCUGGGCUGCAACAGCGAGUGGCGUCUGAGUGGACUGCAGCCAGUUGCCUUUUCUGUGCGCAGCGUGCUGUAG
Prorocentrum cordatum is the source of this 7494-nucleotide messenger RNA. Lineage: Eukaryota; Dinophyceae; Prorocentrales; Prorocentraceae. The record is from the annotation of a GenBank genome assembly.